GUUUCGCGGGACUUCUUCCAUGCGCAUGCGUAUCCAUGACAUUGAGUUUGGCGCGCGGGAGUCAGGCCGUUGAACAGAGUUGGUAGCUCGAUUUUACUCCGUCAUUCUAUUCUACUUGCUGUUUAAGAAUAACUCACGAAGUGUCAACAUGUGGAAUUCAGAUUUAGGAGUCUUCACUGAGACGGAUACAGCUGGGGGUUACACGCAGUCCCCUGGAGGCUUUGCAUCACCUACCUUAUUGCAAGACAAAAGAGGGAAAGUCCGUUCCGCACAAAUUAUUCCCUGCACAGUGUCCCAGUUGAUGUCUGCAACACCGACUGAUGAAGCAUAUAAAGUGGGAGAAGUGAAUAUCAACCAGGUCACCAUUGUUGGCAUCAUCAGAAGCACUGACAAAUCCACGACAUUCAUCCAGUACAUGGUUGACGAUAUGACAUGUGCCCCUAUGGAUGUGAAGCACUGGUUAGACACAGAGGAUCCAAGUGUGAACAGCAAUGCGUUACCUCCAGGAACAUAUGUUAAAGUCUCUGGAAACCUUCGCAUUUUUCAGAACCGCAAGUCCAUGGUGGCGUUCAGGAUCAGAGCCCUGGAGGACAUGAAUGAAAUCACCUCGCACAUGCUGGAGGUUGUCCAUGCACACAUGGCGCUCAGCAAACCUCAGAACACUAGUGUUGGAGGAAUGAUGGCUGGGAGCGCAUCCAAGGCAAUGAUUGGAGGGAUGGGAGGCAGCUACCCGGGUGCUAACGACAUGGUCAAUAAUGGAUUGAGUGCAAAUCAAAAUCAGGUGCUGAGUCUAAUAAGAGGCUGUCCAGACCAACAAGGCAUCAGCAUUCAUGAUCUGAAGCAGCGACUUGGUGGCAUGAGUGUCGCAGUGAUUAAACAAGCCGUGGAAUUUCUUAGCAACGAGGGUCACAUUUUUUCCACCAUCGACGAAGACCACUUUAAGUCAACCGACAAUGACUAGUUCACUUCUUUUUAAGUUUUUGGGGUAGCACGCUGGAACUGAACUUACCACACCUUAUAAAGCGCAUCAACACUUGGUUUGUUACUCAAGCUUAUAGAAUUUGUUAAAACCUAAGUUCAAAGUACAAACAAGUUUGUGGAAGGAUACAGUUUCAAGCAUGUUUCCUCAUUCUACAUUCAUGCCGCAGCUUCUGCUUUUCAUGUCUUUGAAGAAAAGUGGUUGUUGUACACUUCAUUUUGUGUUUCUGUGUACCCUUUCCACUCUUGAUUUUUAGAGUCUUGCACAAGUACUGGGUUAUGCUACUUACAGUUCUUUCUGUGCAGGUUUUUUUUUCUUUUUUCGCAAGGAUAAAAAGGAUUUUGCAAAAAGUGCUCAAGAUCUACUUGUAUUUGUCUUCUGUACUCGUGUGUAAACCAAGAUAUUUUUUUUCUUAAUAAAAUAAAACAGUUAAAUCUGA
This is a messenger RNA of Oryzias melastigma (Indian medaka), 1418 nucleotides long. RefSeq names its product replication protein A2 (gene rpa2). The transcript has 9 exons. Gene Ontology annotation, cellular component: nucleus; site of double-strand break; chromosome, telomeric region. Bases 149 to 961 code for a protein of 270 amino acids. The record is from RefSeq and is a predicted model, not a curated record. Lineage: Eukaryota; Metazoa; Chordata; Actinopteri; Beloniformes; Adrianichthyidae. Gene Ontology annotation, biological process: DNA replication; nucleotide-excision repair; double-strand break repair via homologous recombination. Gene Ontology annotation, molecular function: DNA binding.